AAAUGGUCACAGUUAAAUAUUUACUUGUAAUAACGGUCCUUCUACGAGUAUAUUGUGAUCCAGCAAAUGUUCGUAAACGAUCAGAAAGAAACACGAAAUAUAUCAGAAGUUCAAGAUUACGUAUUAAAAGAGCUUUGGAGGAAAAUGAUUUCAGGGCAAUAAGUUUAGAAAAUGAAGACGAUUGCGGCUGUAGCUUGAAAAAUUUGAACUUACGUGAAUUAUGGAGCGAUCCACCGUUGAGGAGGAAACUACCGGAAAAGGAUUUGAAUAUUAGAAGAAAAAGGAGUCCAUCAGCGUCUGAUGUUUGGAAAAUAUUCAAAACAAAAAUGAAAAAUACAACCUACAAAAUUACAACCUUCAUUAAAUGCUGGGGAGACAAAUUUAAAAAGAAAAUAAAAAACAGUUUGCGUCUAUAGAACACAAGAUAUUUAUUCAACUAAAUUUGUUCUUUUUUAGCGAAUAGCCAA
This is a messenger RNA of Hyposmocoma kahamanoa, 467 nucleotides long. RefSeq lists its product as uncharacterized. The transcript is spliced from 6 exons. Lineage: Eukaryota; Metazoa; Arthropoda; Insecta; Lepidoptera; Cosmopterigidae. Bases 3 to 416 code for a protein of 137 amino acids. The record is from RefSeq and is a predicted model, not a curated record.